AUGGACGUGGCACAAGCAGUGGCCAGUUAUGUCUCUCGUAUGAUUCAAUCGGCCGAUUCUUCUUCGACGACACAGUCGGCCAAGAUGAAGGUCCUGCUACUGGAUCGAGAGACAGUUCCCAUUGUGUCCACUGCCAUCACCCAGUCAGCACUACUGAACCAUGAGGUUUAUCUCAUCGAUCGCAUAGACAACGCCAAAAGGGAAAAGAUGCGCCAUCUCCGAUGUUUGUGUCUCGUACGCCCAUCGCCAGACUCCAUUCAGCUUCUUAUUGAUGAGUUACGAGAGCCAAGAUACGGGGAGUAUCACCUGUAUUUCACCAACAUCGUCAAGAAGUCAUCACUAGAAAGACUCGCCGAGGCUGAUGACCAUGAGGUCGUCAAGUUGGUCCAGGAGCAGUUUGCCGACUUCAUCGUCAUCAACCCCGACCUAUUCUCACUUGGGCUCAGCCUUCCCCAUCAGCGUCUGUGGGGCAGCAACCCAGACACGUGGAAUUCAGACGCCCUACAGAGAAGCACUGACGGACUCAUUGCCGUGCUCCUCGCGCUCAAGAAAAAACCGCUGAUCAGAUAUUCCAAGACUAGCCCACUUACCAAGAAACUCGCUACAGAAGUGCGAUAUCGCAUCACGCAGGAGGAGCAGCUUUUCGACUUUCGUAAGGUGGAUACGCCUCCUAUUCUCCUCGUUCUCGACCGACGCGAGGAUCCAGCAACACCUCUUCUCACCCAAUGGACAUAUCAAGCCAUGGUGCAUCAUCUUCUCGGAAUCACCAAUGGCCGAGUUGAUCUGAGCGAUGUGCCUGACAUUCGCCCAGAGCUAAAGGAAAUCGUCUUGUCGCAAGAUCAGGAUCCUUUUUUCAAGAAGAACAUGUAUCUCAACUUUGGUGACCUGGGCGGGAACAUCAAGGACUACGUGGAGCAGUAUCAGUCCAAGACACAAAACAGCUCAAAUAUUGAGUCUAUAUCGGACAUGAAGCGCUUCAUCGAGGAAUACCCUGAGUUCCGCAAGCUAUCUGGAAAUGUUAGCAAGCAUGUCACCUUGGUCUCGGAGUUGAGCAGACGUGUCGGCGCCGAGAACCUACUUGAAGUCAGUGAGCUUGAACAAAGUCUCGCUUGUAACGACAACCAUGCGGCCGAUCUCAAGAACAUCCAAAAGCUCAUUCAGUCUCCAAAGGUGACAAGCGACAGCAAGAUGGGCCUUGUCGCCCUCUAUGCGCUACGAUACGAGCGGAGUCCGUCUAACGCUCUUCCCAUGCUCGUGGAUCUCUUGGUGGCCGCUGGCGGGGUUUCGGUUCGGCGAGCAGAUCUCGUUUUCAAGCUGGUGAAAUACCAAUCUUCAUUGCAGCAGUCACAGGCACAAACAGGCAUCACAGACAUCUUCGAGGGAGCUGGCAUAUUUGGAGGAGCCGGUGCCCGGUUCAAGGGGCUGAAGGGCGUUGAGAACGUUUACACCCAGCAUAGCCCUCUGCUUGAAAAUACGCUUCAGAAUCUGAUCCGGGGACGGCUGAAAGAACAGCAGUAUCCCUUUGUUGAGGGUGGGGGAACUACUCGGGACAAGCCGCAAGAUAUGAUUGUCUUCAUAGUAGGUGGUGCGACGUACGAGGAGGCUAAAAUGGUUGCAACAAUCAACGCAUCGUCGCCAGGUGUGCGCUUGGUACUAGGAGGUACAACGGUCCAUAACUCGGCUACGUUCCUUGAAGAGGUUGAGGACGCUGUAUCUUCGUGGCCCGAGAUACAAAAACCCGGCACGAGGCGAUAG
Molecule: messenger RNA, 1755 nt
Organism: Colletotrichum orchidophilum
Lineage: Eukaryota; Fungi; Ascomycota; Sordariomycetes; Glomerellales; Glomerellaceae
Product: Sec1 family protein
Exons: 2
Coding region: 1-1755 (584 amino acids)
Biological process (GO): vesicle-mediated transport; intracellular protein transport
Cellular component (GO): Golgi membrane
Source: RefSeq, a predicted model, not a curated record